AUGGCCUCAAGCAGGCGCCUCGAGCUUGGUACAACAGAUUUGCCUGCCUCCUCAGAUGGUCUGCUCAGGCGCACCAUUGAUGCUCUUCAGCAGGAGUUCUCCAUGAAGGAUCUCGGCCCUCUUCACCAUUUCCUUGGCAUGCUGGUGCAGCACACAGGUUCUGGUCUUUUUCUCUCACAGAGACGGUACAUGCUUGAGAUUCUUGGUCGUGUUGGGAUGACAGACUACAAACCUUGCACUACUCCAGUGGAUGUGAAUCCGAAACUCUCUGCAGAUGGUCCUCCUGCGUCAGAUCCUACUGAUUUUCGGAGUCUUGCUGGAGCUCUCCAGUAUCUCACAUUCACCAGGCCUGACAUCUCCUAUGCAGUUCAACAAGUCUGUUUACAUAUGCAUGAUCCCCGUGAGCCUCACCUUGAUGCUCUGAAGCGCAUCCUGCGCUAUGUCCGUGGCACUCUUCACAUGGGCCUGCUGGUGCGCCCCUCUGCUGCUCUGGAAAUGGUGGUUUACUCUGAUGCUGACUGGGCAGGCUGUCCUGACACUCGCAAGUCCACCUCGGGCUAUGCGGUCUUCCUCGGCGACAAUCUGGUCUCUUGGUCUUCGAAGCGUCAGAACACCGUCUCUCGUUCCAGUGCUGAGGCCGAGUACCGUGCUGUUGCCAAUGCCGUUGCAGAGGCCUCCUGGUUACGCCAACUUUUGUCUGAGCUGCACUCUCCUUUGCGCAAGACAACAUUGGUGUAUUGCGACAACAUUAGCGCCGUCUACAUGUCUUCUAACCCCGUUCAGCAUCAGCGCACCAAGCAUCACGGGCACAAACCUAGUCUCUUCCGAUUCCGAUUCCUCGACCUUGGUUUGGUGCUCCCCCAAGAAGAUGGAUCAAGCAACGACGUCGAUGAAACUGGAUUGGAGCAACUUUCGUCUGAUCUACAGGCGCUCAAGAGACUGUACGGGCUGCUUCACAAGGGUCCCGCAAAUGAAAAUUUAGAUGAGACAUCUAGGGCUCUACUGAUGAAGAUGCUAGAUGAUGCUACCCAGCAGACUCUCCUGAAGCAGGCAAAGAUACUAUCGGGUUCUCUGAUGUCUCCUGCACUGGAGAGGAAGUUGUCCAUCCGAUCAGAUCGCCAGACACGCGACGCCGAGCCACCCAUGAGCCUGAGGCCACCGGCGUUGCCCAGCACCCCCGGCCUCCUGGCCGGCGAGCGACCCAGCCGGCUUAACCCGCAGUAUUCAACAGUGUCAAGUCGAGCCGUCGGCAACGUCCAUGGCAGUCCCCUUGCAACGGAAGAGCCCGUCCUUGCCCGCCUCGCCUCCUACCGCUCGUCAAGGACUACUGCAUCUGCAUUGCCACCACGGCACCGUCCAAGCGGAGAGCAAUGGAAUUCCGGCCUCAGCCUCUACCGCUUGCCUGUGGCUGCGACGUCGCGGCACGGCACCGUGACGGGAGGCGCUCGGAACGCCGACCAUCGGGACACGACGCGUCGCACCUCCGGGCGUGGGGACCAGACGUCGCUUGAGACCAGCAGCAGCCGUGGCUCGGAGCGAGCCAGACCCGGCGUGGCUGCGACGUUGCGGCAUGGCACGGUGGCUGGGGAUACGACGCGUCGCACCUCCGGCCGUGGUGACCAGUCAUCGCCGGAGGGCAGCAUCAGCAGCCACAGCCGUCGCUCCAUGUCGCCGGAGGUGUCUCUGGGUCGGACAGGGCUGCGCGACCGUGGCACGGUUCGGCAUGUGGGAGCGGAAGGUUUUUCCUCGGUGCGCCGUUUGAGAAGACUGGACUCCGGGCUAUCCCUGGGCAUGGUGUCGUGCCGUGGCUCGGAGCGAGCCGGACGCGGCGUGGCGGCGACAUCGCAGCAUGGCACGGUGAUCGGAAGCAAUCGGCAAGCUGAGCAACGGGACAGGACGCGCCGCACCUCCGGCCGUAGUGACCAGUCGUCGCCGAAGGGCAGCAGCAGGCGCCGCUCCGUGUCGCGGGAGAUGUCUCUGGGUCGGAAACGGCUGCAAGGCCGCGGCACGGAUCGGCGCGUGGGAGCGGAGAGCUCCUCGACGCGUCGUUUGGGAAGACUGGACUCCAGGCUGUCCCUGGGCAUGGUGUCGCGCUGUGGCUCGGAGCGAGCCGGACGCGGAGUCGCUGCGACGUCGCAGCAUGGCACGGUGAUAGGAAGAAAUCGGCACGCCGACCAACGGGACAGGACGCGUCGCACCUCCGGACGUGGUCACCAGUCGUCGACGGAGGGCAGCAGCCGGCGUCGCUCCGUGUCGCGGGGGGCGUCUCUGGGUCAGGCACAGCUGCACGGCCGCGCCACAGUCCAGCAUGUGGGAGCAGAAAGCUCCUCCUCGAUGCGUCCUUUGAGAAGACAGGACUCCGGGUUGACCCUGGGCAAGGCGUCGUGCUGUGGCUUGGAGCGAGCUGGGCGCGGCGUGGCUACGCCGGAACAAUCUUCCUCGAGCAACACGAUGGUCACCAUACACAGUCGCAUCAGGCCGAACCGGGACCCCAAGGGGCGCCUCCUGCGCCGAGCUGAAGAUGAUGAUGAAGAAAGUACUCCGUGGCGACGGAGCACGAACGCCUCCGCUUCUAGCGCGGGCUUGUCAAGGCGCAAACCACGGCGAACGCUGAAACGCGUCGACUCUGGCAGCAUGUACAUCAGCAGCCACAACAGCUUGUCAGGCGCCGCCAUCUCGUACCAUUCCACGAGCCCUACGGUGUUGCCGGAGUCGAGCGCUUCUGCUUCCUACUCACCACCGCCGGUGUCGCGGCCGGGUACUGUGCCGCCGGUAUCGUGGCAGGGUAUUGCCCUGCCGAUGCCGUGGCGAGGGAUCGCACCGCCGAUGUAUGCGCCUCAGGUGUCAAGAUCGAUGAGGAGGCGCCGCCGCCAGGAAGUCCUGGCGAAGCGGGUGGAGCGGCUGCGGAUGCUUAAGAACAAGAUCGCCACGGUGUUCCACCACCACUACCACAAUGGGCGUGACGAGGAGGGCCCGUCAUCCAGCCGCACUCCUGGCGAACAGCACCACAUGUCGCCAUUGAAGUAUCUCGGGGGAAUGUUCCACCGCACGAAAGGCCAGGAUAAGAAGUCCACGAGCCGGGCGGUGGUGAGCGCGCCGGGAAAGAGGCCCGGUGGUGGCGGCGGGAACAUGCAAGCGUUAUUCGACGAGAUGCGGCGCCACUUGCGGGCCAAGCGGAGGGCACCGACGAGCGUCAAUCUGUGGAGGAAGAUUGCCAACCGGAGCCGGGUGCAUGCUAAGAAGAUGCAUUUGUGGCAGCGGCUUAAGCCACGGCGCGGCAGGGCAGGGGUGCUGGCGGGCAGUAAACUACGGCGCCGCCUAGGACGUUGAAUGACAGUGUAGCUGUAGGGUUUACUUUCUAGUUGCCACUAUGCAGGCACUACCCCUGCUGUUUCGGGUGCCGCCCUUUUUCGUGAUCUUGGAUUAAGUUCAUGUACCAUACUGUAUGUCCAUAUAUGUUCAGCUUGACUAAGUAACCACAGCAAGUUUAGGUCUUCAUUUUAACCGAACAACAAAACCAAAAGUAGCUUGUGAGUGUGUCAUUGUUAG
This is a messenger RNA of Panicum hallii, 3549 nucleotides long. RefSeq lists its product as uncharacterized. The coding region runs from base 1 to 3330 and encodes 1109 amino acids. NCBI's taxonomy places the organism in Eukaryota, Viridiplantae, Streptophyta, Magnoliopsida, Poales, Poaceae. The transcript is spliced from 5 exons. The record is from RefSeq and is a predicted model, not a curated record.